CGAGGCGCCGAGCGUAGCCGAGGACUGACGAGGACAGCCGAGUGUUUCCGAGGGCCUCCGAGCGCUGAAGAACCUGGCUGAGAGCUGACCUGGGUAGAGCGCUAUGGGUCCGGUGGUUGAGCGGCCGGCCGCGGCGGGCACGAGCGGCGUCGCCGAGCUGGAGCGGUUGAAGCAGCGCGCGGGGCCCGGCGCGCUGCAGCUGGCCUUCCUGUGCGAGUACGACGCGCUGCCCGCCCUGGGCCACGCCUGCGGUCACAACCUCAUAGCCGAGGUCGGGGUGGCUGCUGCUCUGGGCCUGCGGGCUGCCCUGGAGGGCGUCGCCGCGCCACCGCCCGUCAAGGUCAUUGUCCUGGGAACCCCUGCAGAAGAAGAAGGUGGUGGCAAAAUUGAUUUAAUUGAAGCAGGUGCCUUUAAAGAUCUCGAUGUGGUUUUUAUGGCUCACCCAUCUCAAGAGGAUGCCGCCUAUCUACUGGAUGUGGCCGAGCAUGACGUUACUGUGAAGUACUAUGGGAAGGCGUCUCACGCUGCUGCUUACCCUUGGGAGGGAGUGAAUGCCUUAGAUGCUGCAGUCCUUGCCUAUAACAAUCUCUCUGCAUUAAGACAACAGAUGAAACCGACCUGGAGACUUCAUGGUAUAAUAAAAAAUGGUGGCGUAAAGCCCAAUAUCAUCCCCUCUUACUCUGAAUUAGUCUAUUACUUCCGUGCACCCUCAAUGAAAGAGCUUCAGGUUCUGACCAAAAGGGCCGAAGAUUCCUUCCGAGCUGCUGCUUUGGCUACGGGCUGCACAGUGGAAAUUAAAAGUGAAGCACACGAUUAUUACAAUGUUCUUCCCAAUAAGACACUGUGCAGUGCAUAUGUGGAGAAUGGGAAGAAACUGGGAAUAGACUUCAUCUCAGAAGAUGCAAUAUUGAAUGUCCCUUCAGGCUCUACUGAUUUUGGAAAUGUCAGUUUUGUGGUUCCUGGGAUUCACCCAUAUUUUUACAUUGGGACCGAUGCUUUGAACCAUACGGAACAGUACACGGAAGCUGCCGGAUCACAAGAAGCUCAGUUGUACACACUGCGUACAGCCAAAGCCCUGGCCAUGACUGCGCUGGACGUCAUCUUUAAGCCUGAGUUGCUGGAGGGAAUCAGAGAGGAGUUUAAAUUGAAGCUUCAAGAAGAACAGAUUUUAAAUACAGCAGCAUAGAAGGCGUGCUUCGGGACUGCUCAGGAAGCAUUAAGUUUUGUUUGUUUGGUUGUUUUACCUCUAAUACUUUUUCAGUGCAAGAGAGCAUACUUGUUUCUCAGUUGUGGCAAGGACAACAUAGUGAAGGCCCUAAUGGAGUUUGUGAUCCUUCAGACAUUGGUCUGUGAUGCCAUUUCUUAAAAUAGAUGGCACGUGAUUCUAUAACGUGGUAGUGUCUUUUGUAUAGUUUUACAAAUCCCACAGGUUUCAACACUUAAUACUUGUGAACUGUGUUCAGAGAAGUGAAUAUCUCCUCAGCAGUUCAAAGUUGGGGGAGUUUAAGUCUAACUGUAUCUGGUUUGAUCUAGAGAAAAAGAUGUGCCUGUAAGACACACGAAGAAUUAUCUUUACUUUUAACUUUGUUUUAUAAAAGAAAAUGUUCUUUAUUUGCAUGUAAUUACUCCAAGAAGUGGCAUAGGAGCAGUGUAACAGCAAAAGGAGAAGUGACAGAAAAGCAAGGUGGGCCCUUCUAGGGUUAGGCUGCCGUGUGGGAGAGGAGGUCAGACUGGGUGUGUUCUGCUCUCCAGUGUCCUGCACUCUGCUCACCACCCAGCAGCCACCCGCCCCACAGAAGCCCCCUAAGCCCCUGCUGGCCCAGAGGUAGUAACCGUGGAAAGACAGCUUCUGUGUCCCCAUGCUGUGCCUUAACUAAGUUUCUGGCCUUCUCUCAGGACUUUCUCUUUGCUGUCUCAGCUUGCUUUCUACCUUUGUGUCACUAGAGCAUUCUGAGAAAGUGAGGAUUUUACCUAGAAAUUUGAGACAUUUCAUUGGUUGUCAGUAAAAUCACUGGCAAUAAUAAUCCUGGAAAAGCGGGAAAAAGUCACGUAAAAUCACUAGUAUCUCAUGAUUCUUACUUGGGCAUAAAUUUCUCUGUUUCAGACAAGUGUUUCCUUCUGUUUCGCCCUCCUCCCUUUCUAGCUGCAGUCCUGCUGCCCGUCAGGUACUGGAGCCGUCGGCAUGAGCGUGCACUCCUGCCGUUUAGAGUGAGCUUCUGCACAUGAUUACAGAUGUAAACCGCUGGUGAGACAAACUCUUAGGCACAAGAGAGAGAGCUUGGGUGUGGGACCCAAAUAGAGCUAUAGAAUCCCUUUAUGUAUCAUGUGCACUGCCACAUACACAUAGCUUGAAGGAAGUUCUGUCCAGUGCUUUUAGUGUGCCUGAGAUUUAACAGACCUGUUUGUCCAGGCCAGUUGUGUAGUUAUCUGCCUGGGUCAUACCACUAAAAACGUUUGGAUUUUGAAGCAUUCUGGAUUUGAGGUUAGGUGUGUUCAACUUGUAUUAUUACUAGUAAGUUGCUAUGUAUUCUAUGACUGUAGCUAAUAUUUAGCUUGCCUCAAAUUUUUUAAACUGAUUUUUAGUCUUAAUAAAUUCUCUUUAUUGAAUGAGGUA
Molecule: messenger RNA, 2614 nt
Organism: Myodes glareolus (Bank vole)
Lineage: Eukaryota; Metazoa; Chordata; Mammalia; Rodentia; Cricetidae
Source: RefSeq, a predicted model, not a curated record